CACUUUCGGAAACGACGUAAACUCCUUCGUCCUAGGUGAUCUCUAUACAGUAGCUUAGUGCUGAUGCAGGAACCAACAUGGGUAGAUCAUUGGCGAGAUCCGAGCUACAAGAUGGAGAUCUUUUGGGGGCUUAGACGUUAGACAUGAGACUUGACCAACCAACGCCAAUCCUGUGCAGUACAUCUUUUGCCAGAGGCCAUGAUGCUUUAGUAUACUAUAUAACAUAACUCAGGUGUUGGUGUAUCUUGCAUCUUAUAUAAAGCCCUGCUCCCCCAUCAAAAUCUAACCCCCAUCAACUCAAGCCUCAACAGAAGAACAAGUACCCAGCACACCUCUCAAACAAUCUCAACGCAGACACAAUGCCUUGCAACGUCAUCAACAACCCGAGCUUUGAGACCGGUGCUCUCGACGGAUGGUACGCCUCCGCCGGUAACGUCGCCAACAUUGUGCAGGGCACUAUCGCACACGCCGGAAACUACUACCUCGAUGUCACCGGCACAGCCAAGGUGCCCCAAGUCUCCGUCGCACAGGACUUGUACUGGCUCGAUGACGAGAACGAGCACGACCUAACCCUUUGGGUCCGCGUGGCCGACCCCAUCCCCAGCACGGGUCACUGCGAAGUGAGCGCAUAUCUCGGCGAGGACCCCGAGGCGGGUGCGAUCGCCUCCGACUUGAUCUGGCACGCCGACGAGUGGAUCCAACUGGCUGGAUCCAUCCAGCCCUCGGCGCGGGAUUUGACCCUGCACUUCGUCGGCUCCUGCAUUGACGCUGGGAAGGAGGUCCCCGCGCAUAUCCUGUUUGAUGAUGUGGUCCUGAGUGACUGUUAGAUGUGGCUGUGGCUUGACAAGUAGAGUCGCACAGAAUGUUGAACAUGGUCGGAUUCUUCCGCGUUGAGAAUAUACUGUAUAUAGGCCUGCUUGUCGAUCAUUCACCAAUCAUAUCUAGGUACACACCCUACUGGUUCUUCUGAACUUGAACGUGCAUUAUGGUUACUGGGCAGGAGUGUACAGAAAUGGUGGAAGAGAGGAAGCCCCAAUAGUCCCACUGCGGAUAAGGACCGUGAGGUGCUCAACCCUAAUCAUCCCAUCUAUUGGCGCCCAAUGUGCAUGUCGUUCGAGUGUUGAGUACGUGGUGACACAAAAAGGCUUCUCCUCUUUCUUCU
Molecule: messenger RNA, 1162 nt
Organism: Aspergillus aculeatinus CBS 121060
Lineage: Eukaryota; Fungi; Ascomycota; Eurotiomycetes; Eurotiales; Aspergillaceae
Exons: 2
Coding region: 360-827 (155 amino acids)
Molecular function (GO): hydrolase activity, acting on glycosyl bonds
Source: RefSeq, a predicted model, not a curated record